Molecule: messenger RNA, 597 nt
Organism: Necator americanus (New World hookworm)
Lineage: Eukaryota; Metazoa; Nematoda; Chromadorea; Rhabditida; Ancylostomatidae
Exons: 1
Coding region: 1-597 (198 amino acids)
Source: RefSeq, a predicted model, not a curated record
AUGUACAAGGUACUGGAGCGCAUUAUCCUGGACCGACUCAUUAAACAUCGCGAAGAAACAGCGCGCGACGAGCAAGCUGGCUUUCGUCCUGGCCGAUCUACGAUUGACCAGGUGUUCAUCGUCAGGAAAAUGAUCGAAAUCUGGCAGCGGUAUUCGAAGCCAAAGCAACUAGCGUUUCUGGACUUUGAAGCUGUGUUCGACUCUCCUCACCGAGGCCGUCUUCUCAACGCGCUCGGCGCCGGUGGAGUACCAGGAAAGUUCGUUCGCUUGCUUGAUGACAUGAAUCUACGAACGGCUGCUGCAGUUCGAACAUUAGCCGGAUGUACAAUACCGUUUGGAGUGGUAAUUGGAGUAAGACAAGGGGCGGUGGCAGGACCCUUCCCGUUUAAUUUCGCCAUCGACGACGUUAUGCAAAGAACGGUCGACCAGUGUCCUGCCGACAUUGUUCCAGCACCAUGCCCCUUGACUGAUCUCGAGUACGCCGACGAUGCUGUUAUAUUUGCGGAAAGCAGUACGAAACUUCAACAUGUUGUCAACCUUGUAUCGAAGCUUGCUGCAGCCCAUGGACUACGUCCACGCCCUGAUAAAUGCAAGUAG